Messenger RNA from Aspergillus welwitschiae, 1668 nucleotides. Its product is annotated as bZIP transcription factor. Gene Ontology annotation, biological process: regulation of DNA-templated transcription. NCBI's taxonomy places the organism in Eukaryota, Fungi, Ascomycota, Eurotiomycetes, Eurotiales, Aspergillaceae. The coding region runs from base 1 to 1668 and encodes 555 amino acids. Gene Ontology annotation, molecular function: DNA-binding transcription factor activity. The record is from RefSeq and is a predicted model, not a curated record. The transcript has 2 exons.
AUGGCCACCCGCCUUCCUUCUCUAACCGAUGUCGCUGCUUCGGCGAAUCUUAACUCUUCCUCCUCAGUUCCCUCCGCUCCCUUCUCCGCUGCUGCUACUACUGCUACUGCCCCGGCCUCGUCAGUUCAGGGUCCAUCCACCGCUGCCCCGGUCGCCACUCCCGGAUCCGACGUGGUGAAAUUGGAAGACUCCCCCACACCGUCCGCAUUGACCUCCGCAGACGCAGAAACACCCGUACCGGAUAACAUUGGAACGCCGGCAACAGGCGCAGGUCGCAAACGCAAGCUCAACUGCACCUCAGCGCGAGGUGUAGCGAAUCUCACCCCGGAGCAAUUGGCGAAGAAGCGGGCGAACGACCGGCAGGCCCAGCGCGCCAUUCGCGAAAGGACGAAAGCUCAUAUUGAUUCUCUGGAACAACGAGUCCGGGAUCUUUCGUCGCAAAAGCCGUUCCUGGAUCUUCAGGCGGCUUUGAGGCAGAAUGAAGUCAUUCAAGCUGAAAAUCGGGAGAUCCGACAUGGGCUGAAAGCGAUCAUGGAUAUAAUUCAGCCUUUGUUGGGGCAGCAAGAGAAGCCGAAUACUUUGGCCGCGACGCCUUCCUCAACCACCAAUCGAAUUCCCCCAAUAACAUCGACACCGCCGUUGUCCGAUGCCUUCCGUUUCUCAGCCAAUGGCCAGAGGUCAGCCGCUGGCGAGCACCCUACCAAUCCCGAGACAUCUUCUUCCACCGCACAUGCGGCCUAUGCGUCUGGCACGGCACGCCGUGAGAUAACAGCAACCGGCCCAGCUUCUUUUCGCAUCGCGUUCGACUACCAGCGACACAAUCUGGCUCACGGUCUGGACUUUGGCGGGACCGAUGAACGAAUGGGCUUCAACUUUUUGCUUGACGCAUCGCAGCAGGUCCCCAAAGUAGAGGGCUUUCGACGCUCCUCGGAGACACUGAGGCCGCCGUCGAAUCCGUCUCCAACCUAUCCAUCGAGUGUUCAUCCUUCUAUGGCGGAGCAGCCACUGCCUGCCUACCUGACCCCAAUUCGCAACAUCGCUCCGACAUGCACGCUGGACGCCAUUUUGUUGGAUUUUCUUCAUAAUCGACAGCACCAAGCAGCGAAAGGGGUAUCAAAGCAGAGCCUAGUCGGACCUUCUUAUCCUAGCGUCUCGUCCCUUCUCAACCCAGAGAAAAGCGUUUACUCGCAUCCCUUGUCGAAAGUGUUCACCGACAUCCUGCGGACCUUCCCGGAUAUAUCCACUCUCCCUGAACAAGUGGCCGUGCUGUUUCUCAUGUUCCUCCUCAUGCGGUGGCAGAUUUAUCCGACCCCUGAAAAUUAUGACCGGUUGCCCGAGUGGCUCACCCCUCGCCCGUCGCAGCUUCUCACGGCCCAUCCAGCUUGGAUCGACUACCUGCCAUGGCCGCGGAUGCGAGAUCGCCUGGUGAUGUCGUAUCAGGACUACCCCUUUGAGAACUGGUUCAUUCCCUUCACACGCACCCUGUCUGUGAAUUGGCCAUACGAAGCGACAGACUGCCUUUUGUCUUCCGGUGACGGUGACGAGCUUAUGGUUAACCCUGUCUUUGAAAGACACUUCCGCAAUCUCGGUAACUGGUCGCUGGGGCCCGCUUUUGCGGAAGCCUAUCCUUCCUUGGUCGAAACCACAAGGAUUAAAACUUCACACUGA